AUGUCAUCGACAAAAGCAGACCGCAACACUCCACCUGGGAUCAGAGACGAGAAGCGCCGUACGAUCAUCAACAAAAACACCGGGGAGACAAUCACUUGGACCACAUACGGAUACGAGAGCGGAGGUAAAGAAGCCAGCGCCGUCCUCGUGUGCAAACCAGGCGGCGGUCCGCCCGUUCACUACCACACCAGCUAUGCCGAGCGGUUCCAAGCGGUCGAGGGCGAACUGGGCGUGAUAUUGGGUAACAGGGAGCCCAUCCACCUGAAGCCGGGCGAGUCGGCUGACAUUCCCAUCGGCACGAGCCACCGCUUCUUCAACGAUGGAGACAAGGAUGUCACCUUCAAGGGUUUCGUUCUGCCUGGACAUGCAGGCUUCGAGAGGAGCUUGUACAUACUCUUCGGUCUGAACAACGACGGGCUGGCGGAUCCGGAGACGGGCAUGCCGCACAGCAUCGUACAUACUGCCCUGAUCGGGGAGAUGAGUGAUAUGAGGUUUCCAGGCUUCCAGGGCGGAUUGAUGAAUUACGUUGGCAAAGUCCUGGCGUUGUACGCGAGGUGGACCGGCGUCGAGAACGAGUUAUUGAGGAGAUACUGGGAUUGA
Fonsecaea erecta is the source of this 600-nucleotide messenger RNA. RefSeq lists its product as hypothetical. The transcript has a single exon. Lineage: Eukaryota; Fungi; Ascomycota; Eurotiomycetes; Chaetothyriales; Herpotrichiellaceae. Bases 1 to 600 code for a protein of 199 amino acids. The record is from RefSeq and is a predicted model, not a curated record.